Messenger RNA from Rotaria sp. Silwood2, 1833 nucleotides. Lineage: Eukaryota; Metazoa; Rotifera; Eurotatoria; Philodinida; Philodinidae. The record is from the annotation of a GenBank genome assembly.
AUGGGAAAUACAAACGGAAGUAAAAAUCCAGGUGAACAUACGAUGAAUUUUUUCAAUACGGAACCAUUUAAUAUUCAAAUUCCAUUAUCACUUCGAGAUCCAAGGGAGACUACCUUUUCAAUUCAACAACUUGAACAAUUGAAAAUAGUCGAUGAUGCACGUAAUAUAGCUCUUGGAUAUAUACAUGAUUUUAAUAAAUUUGCAUCAGUUUGGAAUUCUAAUAAAAUUCAUCCAGAGACACGACGUUUGUUACGAAAACUUGUACAAAUACAAACAAUCAAUGCUGUAUGCAAUGGUUUCUAUAGACUACCUGAUAGUACUAGAAUAGACUUAGACAUCGAUACAAUGACACACGCUGCUGAAAAUACAAAAAUGUAUAGUAAUAAUUAUGAGUAUGAUGCAAGUCGGCAACAACGUUCUUAUGAUCAACCAGCUAAGAUUUUUGUUGUCAAUGGAGAUUGUCUUGAUACUGUCAUGCAUUUCAAAGAAAAAUAUUCAGAUUGUAAUCCAGUUGUACUUAAUAUGGCUGCUGCUAAUUGUCCUGGUGGUGGUUGUGGAGCUCAAGAAGAAAAUCUUCAUCGCCGUACAAAUCUUUUUCAAUGUCUUGAAGAUUCUUAUCAUCAAUUAGAAGGAAAACGAAAUUGGCAUUAUCCUAUACCUGAAUUUGGUGGUAUCUAUUCUCCUCAUGUGAGUGUAUUUCGUGGUUCGGAAUCCCACGGUUAUCCAUUUUUUUCUCAACGUCCACAAUACGUAUCGUUUAUUGCUUGUGCUGCCUAUUCUCAUCCAUAUACAUCAAGAAAUAAAGAUGGCGAAAUGGAACUUUAUGGUCAAGAUGUAAUAAAUAAUACAAUGAAAAAAAUGGAAACUAUUUUCAAAAUUGCUCUUGAAAAUGAACAUGAUACUGUUAUCCUAUCGGCAUUCGGAUGCGGUGCUUUUAGAAAUCCUCCACGACAUAUUGCGAAAUUAUUCCAUACAGUAAUUUCUAAAGAAUAUUCUCAUGCAUUUAAAUAUAUUAUUUUUACUAUUAUGGAUGAUCAUAAUUCUAUGAAAGAUCAUAAUCCUAAUGGUAAUAUUCAGCCAUUUGCUGAUAUUUUUAAUAUAUAUAUAAUAAUAAUGUCAGCAUUUGUUGAAUUACUUCGUAAAUCAAAUCUUGAUUAUAUUGUUGCACGAAAACCAUUUAAAAUUGGUUCACGUAGUGAUGAUGUUAUAUUUGCUUCAUUUAUUGAUGUGAAAACAAAAAGAUUACAAUUAGUUGCAUGUUUAGAUAAGCCAGAAUUAGUUACCGUAUGGUCAACAUCAUUAGAUGAACGUUCAUUUCAAUUAAAUGCUCGUCUAUUAGAUAUAUCAGAACUUGGUGAAACAAUGAAUUUUCUUUGUGAACGUAUAAAUGAAUCUGAUUUUACACUUGCUAAAGCUGCAUCAACAAAUAGUGAUGGUCAAUAUGAAGUUUCACAAGUUAAUGUUACAUUUACGCAUCCGAAAAAUAAACAAUCAAUAACUCUUCAACUUUAUGAACAUGUUGAUGAAGGAGAAAAAUCUUCAUUUUUAAGUAAAAUUCUUUUACAUGUUUAUAAACGUAAUGAACAAUUAACAGCUGAAGUUAAAACACAACAAUUACGUAUUAAAGAAUUAUCGACAAAAGCACAACGUGCACAACCAAGAUCCAUUGGUGGUAAUAGAAGUUUUGAUGGAAAUCGAUCAAUGGAUUCAAAUAAUCAAAAAGGAAAUAUGAAUAAACCACAUGGAAAUAUACAAAUGAGUUUAAUUAAUCCAACAGUUAAACGACGUAAAGCACCAACUGGUGUUAAUUAUGAUGAUGAAGAAAGUGAUUAA